UCGGUCACUCGGACCACGGUAAGUGGACGGGCUUCAUAUACUCGCUCCGAGCUCGUCUCUUAUCGAUAACCUUAGUUACCCCCCGAUUUGCAAUCCAUCUGGCGAAGAAAACACGGUUGACUGAGCAGCCUCAACAAGAUCUUAUUUUUUCAUAAUGGCUGAACAUGGGAUUCCUCGAUACGCUCGUAAAGGAGCCCGAACCGAAGAAGCUCGACAGCAAGAGCUUCGCAAAAUCGAGAUAUAUCGAGAACUCGAGCAGUCGGUCCGAGAAAGGAUUGCGCUACAUCAAUACACGCCAGAGACGUUACAAAAGAUAUCAGAAUUAUUGAGUAGCAAUCCAGAAUAUUAUACGAUUUGGAAUUAUCGUCGUCAGGUCCUGCGAAGUGAAUUCGCGCGUGCGGAAUCUAAUGGCUCCAACGAGGCCGCAGCGGAACAGGUCGCUGCUUUGAUCAAGAGUGACCUGCUAUUUCUGAUUCCCUUACUCAAGAGCUUCCCCAAGUGCUAUUGGAUAUGGAACUACCGCGUCUGGCUCCUGGACGAAGCCAAACGCCUGCUCCCAGCUUCAAUUGCCAGUCGAUUCUGGCAGGAAGAAUUGGGCUUGGUAAGCACGAUGCUCAACCUCGACAGCAGGAACUUUCACGGCUGGGGCUACAGGAGAUUUGUCAUAGAGACGCUCCGCGAGUUCAAGUCCGCAGAGCAGACCGACGAGGACAUGACCAAGGCUGAAUUUGACUACGCAAAGAAGAUGAUCGGCGCCAACCUCUCGAAUUUUUCUGCUUGGCACUACCGUACCAAGUUGAUCCAGCGAUUGCUGAACGAGCGAUCAGCCAGCGAUGAGGAGCGGAGAAAGAUGCUCGAUGACGAGUUGGAACUGAUCCAUCGUGCCCUGUGCGACCCAUUUGACCAGUCACUAUGGUUUUACCACCAGAACUUGAUGUGCGUCUUUGACCCGACGGUGGCGGCCCACACGAUGGCACCCAAUCUCAGUGACUCGGACCGCUUGGAAUAUUUGCGACAGGAAAUUGAAGAGAUCGAAGACAUGCUGGACGGGGCGGAAGACUGUAAAUAUCUCUACCAAGCCUUGAUUGACUGCACCUUACUGGCUUGGAAGGUGGAGGGAAUUACUCCCGGCGAUGCACAGAAACGGGCGGUCUUAAGCUGGCUUGCGGAGUUAAAGAAGCUGGACCCGCUGCGACAGCGUCGGUGGCUGGAUUUCGAACAGUCACUUGCCUGUUGAGACGAUCAUGAUCAUCAUCCCUUGCCGACCGAUCUGGACAGUCCGCAUCACAAUCUGAUGGAGUGCAGCCAUUUUUCGGAGGAUUUUGAUAGGAUAACAAUACUUGGGUCCCUUUUUGCCAAUCAAUCCUUGCUUAUUAGUGUG
Aspergillus saccharolyticus JOP 1030-1 is the source of this 1381-nucleotide messenger RNA. RefSeq names its product Rab geranylgeranyltransferase BET4. The coding region runs from base 155 to 1237 and encodes 360 amino acids. Lineage: Eukaryota; Fungi; Ascomycota; Eurotiomycetes; Eurotiales; Aspergillaceae. The record is from RefSeq and is a predicted model, not a curated record. Gene Ontology annotation, biological process: protein geranylgeranylation. Gene Ontology annotation, molecular function: Rab geranylgeranyltransferase activity. The transcript has 4 exons. Gene Ontology annotation, cellular component: cytoplasm; Rab-protein geranylgeranyltransferase complex.